AUGUGUUUACUGCAUCAAUAUACCGAUAAUAUAGAAUGGCUGGACAUUGCUCCAAAUGUAAGCCUGAUGGACAGUCGGUUGAGCCUACUGGAGAGCAAGACCAAUCCAGAUAGUCGUGGCUACUGUGGAGUAGAUGAACAAAUGGCUGGGUUCAUUCACAUUGGAGUUACUUCAAACUUGAUUCAGAAAAAGGAUGCACUUACUCCAAACAGCGAAGUUUGCUGCUAG
Messenger RNA from Opisthorchis viverrini, 228 nucleotides. RefSeq lists its product as hypothetical. Bases 1 to 228 code for a protein of 75 amino acids. The record is from RefSeq and is a predicted model, not a curated record. Lineage: Eukaryota; Metazoa; Platyhelminthes; Trematoda; Opisthorchiida; Opisthorchiidae. The transcript has a single exon.